UCUCACUCGGUCUCUGCUUUUACCAGUCGCCAAUUCUCGCACACAUUCCUCUCUCCAAAUCUCCUCGCCGCUCGUACUCUCUCUCUCUCUCUCUCUCUCUCUCUACGCCAGUCGCUCAGCAUUCGUCACUCUCUUUCUGAACUCCCAAAGCCAAGUUCAUUUAAUCAGGAAUGGCUAUGCAAACUGCAAGUCCUCAGCAAGCUCCCAGUGCUCAAGUGGUUGGAAAUGCUUUUGUGGAGCAGUAUUACCAUAUUCUCCAUCACUCUCCUGAGCUGGUUUACCGAUUUUACCAGGAUACAAGUGUGUUGAGUCGCCCAGAUCCUAAUGGACUUAUGACAACUGUGACAACUAUGAAAAGCAUUAAUGAUAAAAUAUGUUCCUUGGACUACAAGAACUACAAAGCAGAGAUAAAGACUGCUGAUGCUCAGGAUUCUUUCAAGGAAGGGGUGAUUGUCCUUGUAACUGGGUGCUUGACUGGAAAAGACAACCUGAAAAGGAAAUUCGCUCAAACCUUUUUUCUCGCUCCUCAAGACAAAGGGUACUAUGUUUUAAAUGAUGUUUUCAGGUAUGUGGAGGAGAGUGAACCUGACAUUACUGCUGCGGUGGUUGGAGUUAAUGACACACCAUCUAGCACUUUGACACAAGAUCCAGAGCCUGCUCAGGUGGUUGAUCCUCCCAAACCAGACCAUGUUACUUCUGAUGUGCAGGAAUUUGAGACUAUUGAGGAGAAAGACAAUAACCAAGUGAUUGAUGAGAGACCGGCUAGUCAGGAUAGAGAUAUUGUGGUGGAAGCUGGGUCUCAUUUAAAUGAGAAUCAUGCAUCAGUAGCAACAGAAUCAGCUAGUUCUACAUCCCAAGAAGAUGCUCCUAAAAAGUCGUAUGCAUCAAUUGUUAGUUCACAAACAAAGAAGGGGCCCACCAAAGUUUAUGUUCCUGCUAACUCAGCAAGAGUAGCUUCCCCCAAAACUGAAAAACAAUCUGUUAAUCAAGCAGCAGAGGCUUCAGGCUCUGAAGCAUCAGCCCAUCAUACACCUGUUGUUGCACCAGAAAGUAACGAUGCUCAGGAUGAAGUUGAGGGUCACUCCAUAUACAUACGCAAUUUGCCUCUGAAUGUCACAGUAGCUCAGCUUGAAGCUGAGUUUAAGAAAUUUGGGCCUAUUAAGCAAAAUGGGGUCCAAGUCAGAAGUAAUAAGCAACAAGGAUUCUGUUUUGGCUUUGUAGAAUUUCAAGAAUUCAGCUCCAUGCAAAGUGCAAUCAAGGCUUCUCCUAUAACUAUUGGCGAUCGUCAAGCUGCUGUGGAAAUAAAGAGAACCACAACCAGAGUUGGCGGUGGGAGGGGUCGGUUCCCUUCCCGUGGAGGGUUUCGUAAUGACAACUUCAGAGGUCGUGGAAACUUCAGCGGUGGUUGGACCUAUGUGAGAAACGACAGCUUCAGGGGCCGAGGAAACUUUAGCGGUGGUCGCAGUGGAGAAGGUUAUCAACAAGGAAGAGGGAGGGGAGGUCGUCGUUCCGGUCCAAAUCAGAAUUUGGCUUCAACAUGAAGUGGAUGUUGGUGGCAAUUUUGACAGUUUUCAUUGCCUGUGCGAUCCACCAGAAACAGUAAAAAGUUAAUUCAUCAGAGUUUUACCUUUUGUUUCUUUUUUGUCUCACAAUGAGAUGACUAUAGUGUAGUUCCAAUCAGUGAUUCUUUCUAACAUAUCUUUAUGUAGGGAUAUGAGGUUUUCACAGGGUUGAGGAAUGUAACCUGCAGAGAUGAUUGAUUCCCUUUUAUCAAUGUCUCUCUCCCAACUUCACAUUUUACUCCUCAAACUUUUGAAAAUUGUAAAGUUUGACUUCUUCAGUUCCCAAA
Molecule: messenger RNA, 1849 nt
Organism: Sesamum indicum (sesame)
Lineage: Eukaryota; Viridiplantae; Streptophyta; Magnoliopsida; Lamiales; Pedaliaceae
Product: nuclear transport factor 2
Cellular component (GO): cytosol; ribonucleoprotein complex
Molecular function (GO): mRNA binding
Source: RefSeq, a predicted model, not a curated record